AUAUGGAAAGUCACAUGCAGCACGCUUGCUUAAUGCCCUUUUAUAUACCCUUUUUCCGAACCCCAUGAAGGUGAAAUAGAAAGUAAGAUGAAGAAAGAAUGGGAAGGAUGGGGGUUGGCGGUAGUGGUGACUGCAGGUGUGGUACUAGGCCAUUCAGAGUGGGUUGCUGGACAAGGCAGAGUGUCGGCCUUGUUUGUGCUCGGGGACUCAUUGGUUGACGUUGGUAAUAACAACUAUCUGGCCUCCAUAGCUCGAGCCAAUUACUUCCCCUAUGGUAUUGACUUCAACUUCCGCCCUACUGGUAGAUUUUGUAAUGGCAAGACCUUUGUUGAUUUGCUCGGUGACUUGUUGGGAGUCUCGUCUCCUCCGGCCUUUGCAGACCCCAACACAUCCGGCAUCAGAAUUCUUGGGGGAGUCAACUAUGCUUCUGCAGCUGCUGGCAUUCUCGAGGAGACCGGCCAACACUACGGAGCACGGUACAGCCUGUCCCAGCAAGUCCUAAACCUUGAGACCACACUGAAUCAGUUGAGGGGGAUGUUGAGUCCCGCAAACUUCACAGACUAUUUAGCAAAGGCGAUUGUAGUUCUCGUAUUUGGAAGCAAUGAUUAUAUCAACAACUACCUCAUGCCUGAUCUUUAUUCUUCCAGCUUCACUUACACCCCUCCUGCUUUCGCCAACCUUCUUCUCAACCGCUAUGCUCGCCAGCUUCUCGCCCUGAACAGCCUAGGGCUGAGGAAAUUAUUCAUAGCAGGUAUCGGCCCUUUGGGCUGCAUUCCAAACCAAAGAGCCAGCGGCCGUGCACCGUUGGGGAGAUGCCUUGACAGUGUGAAUCAAAUGCUUGGUACAUUCAAUGAAGGCUUGAGAUCACUCGUGGAUCAGCUGAACCAACGGUCACAAGGAGCCAUUUUUGCUUAUGGCAAUACAUACGGCGCUGUUGGUGACAUCCUGAACAACCCAACUGCUUAUGGAUUUAGCGUGAUAGACAGGGCUUGCUGUGGAAUCGGGAGGAACCAAGGGCAGAUAACAUGCAUGCCGUUGCAAUAUCCGUGCCCAAACAGGACUCAGUAUGUGUUUUGGGACGCAUUUCAUCCAACUCAGACCGUCAACUCCAUUCUUGCUAGACGCGCUUUCUACGGUCCUCCCUCGGACUCUUAUCCCGUCAACGUCCAACAGAUGUCUCUACUUCACUAGUUUUUUUUCUUCUCAUCUUCACUAAGUUACUGUCUUUAUGUUUCGAUUGGCAUUAUUGCUAAAAUAACAUGCGUUCAUUACAAAGGGCUCAAA
Molecule: messenger RNA, 1284 nt
Organism: Tarenaya hassleriana
Lineage: Eukaryota; Viridiplantae; Streptophyta; Magnoliopsida; Brassicales; Cleomaceae
Product: GDSL esterase/lipase At1g71250
Exons: 5
Coding region: 88-1191 (367 amino acids)
Molecular function (GO): hydrolase activity, acting on ester bonds
Source: RefSeq, a predicted model, not a curated record